Messenger RNA from Impatiens glandulifera, 16627 nucleotides. RefSeq names its product midasin-like. Gene Ontology annotation, molecular function: ATP hydrolysis activity; ATP binding. Gene Ontology annotation, biological process: ribosomal large subunit assembly; rRNA processing. Lineage: Eukaryota; Viridiplantae; Streptophyta; Magnoliopsida; Ericales; Balsaminaceae. Gene Ontology annotation, cellular component: nucleus; preribosome, large subunit precursor. The record is from RefSeq and is a predicted model, not a curated record.
CAUUAUUUUCGCGGGCAAUUAUAUAAAAUCCUGGCUAGUCAGUCACAUUCUUGCUUCAUACUGCUUUCUUUCUUCAGAGGCUUCUCCAAACACAUUCGUCAAACUCAUAUCUUUCGCGGUCGGCGGAACUGCGGCAGGGCAAAAGAUUGAGUUCUUGACUUCUUGGUUUGUAGGUUAAGCCGUCGACGCGUCGGCAGUCCAAACUUCCUGGCCGGCGUUCGCUAAAGGUCUUCUCUUUUUCUCACGCGGUUCUUCAGUUGUAGGAAUCUGGAAUUGUAUCCCUGUAGAAAGCCUACUCUCGAGAAUUUGCAAUGGAUGCAAUUUUAUCUUUGGAGUUUGAAUAUAAGAGGUUUAUUUCGCGAUGUCCGAAGCUUUCGGUGAUUCCCAAAUUCAAGUCACUUUUAGAUAAGGGGGAAAGUUUGACAGAAGAUGAAGUGGUGAAUGUAGUCUCAGAGCUCUUCUUACACUCUGAUUAUACAAUUCCCUUGUUGGGUUGUUUCCGAUCGAUAGCUCAAAAGAUCGUAGAGAGAAUAUUGUAUUUACUCAGACUAGUUCCUGACUUGAAGUCUGACACUGCCAAUCAGUUGCCUGAAUUUGGAAGACAACAGGCUGUUACAGAAGUUGUGAACUCUGAUAACAUGGAAAUUUUCAGUUUAAUUGAUUUUCAUGUGAGACGUGGGAGUGGCUUGGUUCUUCAUGAACUUGCAUGUCUUGCCUUUUGCCGUGCGCUUGAUCUGAUACCUUCACUGUUGGGGCCUAUAUUAAAUUAUUUCAAGUUCGCCCCACCUCCAUUUCAGUGGAUUUUGCUUGAACAACCUUUUACCAAGCCACAACUAUUGGGAAGUAUUCGUCUCUUAGAUAUUUGCCGGACAUCAUAUCGUCUUCUCUUGGUAAAACCUGAUAUUUUUGCUACAUUAUGGAAUUGGUCAUGUUUCGUGGAUCUUGUACAACUGUCAAUUAGAGAAGCCAGAAAAGUACAACAAUCUCAAGAAUAUGCAAAAGAAGCUCCCAACCAUGCUGAUGUAGGAAAAGUCACUAAUCUAUUAAACAUUAUUUUUGACACAUCAUGGUGCGGGAACCAGAUUCUUUCAGCUACCUUGAAAGAAAGCAAUACUGUUAAUGCCCAUUUUCUCGAGGCAGAUGAAAAUUUUGCAUGUUCAUUACGCUGGUUGGAAUUCUAUCAAGAUGUUUCGUUGGAAAAGGCAGGAUGGUUUAUUCCAUUAUCCAAUGAGCAAAGUCAAAGUCUAAAGAAGGAAGUGGUUGAUUGCAACCAAAUACUUCAUACUCAGAAUUUUGACCCAUCUCCAUUGGAUGUAAUGCAAACUGAGUUAAAUGAGAGUGAGUCGCCAAACAAAGAUAGAAGAUUAAUGAACUGGAAUCUAGGAUCCUGUUCAAAUCGGUUUGUCUUGACAUCUUCUGUGGGAAAAAGUUUUGAGAUGGUCAGGUUGGCAGUGGGGCAAAAGUGGCCUGUUCUUUUAUAUGGUCCAGCUGGUGCGGGGAAAACAGAACUUAUUGCUGAGUUAGCUCGUCGAUAUGGGAGUCAAGUUCUGUUGAUCCACAUGAGUGAACAAAUUGAUGGAAAAACCCUGGUUGGUAGUUAUGUUUGCGCAGAACAACCUGGGGAGUUCAGAUGGCAACCAGGUUCCCUUACACAGGCUGUCAUGAAUGGAUAUUGGGUUGUUUUUGAGGAUAUUGAUAAAGCUCCGUCUGAUGUACAAUCUAUUUUAUUACCUUUGUUGGAAGGUGCUUGUUUAUUUUCAACUGGCCACGGGGAGGCUAUAAGAGUGCCACAAGGAUUUCGACUGUUCUCCACUAUAUCAAGUUCAAAACCCGAGAUAGCAUUGUCAAAAGAAGGUGGCAGUUCUCUUAGUAAUCUUUGGAGGAGAGUAAUGAUAGAGUCACCAAGCAGUGAAGAUUUGAUGUGCAUAUUGAAAGUUAGAUACUCAAAUUUGGAACCUCUUGCUGCAAAGCUUAUUGAGACUUUGGAAAAUAUUAACCACCUUAUGAUAUUACAUACUGGGAACACUGCAUCCUUAAGUUCUUUCAGCAGAUUUACACUGAGGGAUCUUCUAAAGUGGUGCAAGAGGAUUGCUGAAUUAAAUUAUUAUUUUGAUGGAGAUGCUCUCCCAGUUGAUGUCUGCAAUAGUAUUUACCAAGAGGCGGUUGAUAUUUUCACAUCCUUCUCAUCCUCUGUGGAAAAUAGACGGUUAAUGAUGGAAAACAUUGCCAGGACUUGGGGAAUAACAACUUUGUAUCCUCUUAACAAACCUAUUGUUAAGGAGUUGCAUUCAGAUCUAUGUAUUGGAAGGGUCACCCUUCAACGCACUAAAACUGCAUUCCACAAUGUGAAGCCCUUUGUUGAAUUACGCAAUUCACUGCAUAUUCUCGAAAAAAUAGCAUGUUCUGUUAAGUUCAAUGAGUCUAUUCUAUUGGUUGGUGAAACUGGUACGGGGAAGACUACUCUUGUGCAGACUCUUGCCCAGAAGCUUGGUCAAAAACUUACUGUGCUGAACUUAAGUCAGCAAAGUGACGCUACUGAUUUAUUAGGAGGUUUCAAACCGGUCAAUGCGAGGUAUAUAUGCAUACCAUUAUUUAAGGAGUUUGAGAACCUUUUUAGGACUACAUUUUCUAUGAAGGAUAAUGAGGAUUAUCUUGAUGUUUUGAGAAAAAUGGUCACUGAUGGAAAGUGGAAGAAGCUUCUAAAUGGAUUCCAGAAAGCUGUUGAUAAGUUCAGUUUAGUAAAAUCUGGAUCAGGUAAAAAGCGGAAGAGGGGUUUGCGUCCUGAGGUAGAGAAAACCUGGAGUGUUUUCUCUAUGAAACUUCAAACUGCUUAUGCACAGAUCAACGACUCUUCUGGAAUGGUUUUUUCAUUCGUAGAAGGAGCUUUUGUUUCUGCUCUUAGAACUGGAGAAUGGAUUCUGCUUGAUGAAGUAAAUUUGGCACCUCCAGAGACUUUGCAAAGAAUAAUUGGUGUCCUUGAAGAUGAAAAUGGAUCUUUCUGUUUAGCUGAAAGAGGAGAUGUUGAACAUAUACACAGGCAUCCCAAUUUCCGCUUAUUUGCUUGUAUGAAUCCAGCUACUGAUGCCGGAAAGAGAGACUUGCCCUUCUCGUUGAGAAGUAAAUUUACAGAGUACUUUUUUGAUGAUGUGAUUGAUGAUAACGACCUGAUUUUGUUUAUUAAUCAGUUUAUGGAUGAUCAACAUGCGAAAAACGGUGAGUUAGUUAAGAAAAUUGCAUCUUUCUAUAAAGCUGCUAGGAAGAUAUCUGAAGAAAGGCUUCAGGAUGGGGCCAAUCAGAAACCUCAGUAUAGUUUGAGGUCCCUUUACCGUGCACUAGAAUAUAUUAGGAAGGCCAGAAGGAAGUUUGGAUUUAAUAGAGCUCUUUAUGAUGGUUUUUGUAUGUUUUUUCUUACAUUACUGGAUACCCCUAGUGCUAAAUCCAUGAAUCAGAUGAUUUUAUCACAUCUGUUGGAUGCUAGCCCGCCCCCCAAAAUCUCCUUUGAGAACUAUGUGGUUGUGGAAAGGAACUGUUCAUCUGUUGGGUUUGUUGAGAAUUAUGUCUUGACUGAAACAGUUAGAAAACAUCUUCAGGACUUAGCACGGGCUAUAUUUGUGGGUAGGUAUCCUGUUCUCUUACAAGGACCUACAUCUAGUGGGAAAACUAGCCUUGUUCAGUAUCUUGCUGCAAUAACUGGUCAUGAAUUUGUUCGCAUCAAUAAUCAUGAACAUACAGAUCUUCAGGAAUACCUUGGUUCUUACGUUACUGACAGCAAAGGGCAGCUUGUCUUUCAAGAAGGUGUUUUGGUUAAGGCUGUUCGUCAUGGACAUUGGAUUGUUCUGGAUGAACUUAACUUGGCUCCAUCAGAUGUUCUAGAAGCAUUAAACAGGCUGCUAGAUGACAACAGGGAGCUCUUUGUGCCUGAACUUCAAGAGACGAUACAUGCUCAUCCUGAUUUUAUGCUUUUCGCAACACAAAAUCCGCCCACAAUCUAUGGUGGGCGUAAGAUACUCUCCCGUGCAUUUCGUAACCGUUUUGUGGAAAUUCAUGUUGACGAAAUUCCAGAAAAAGAGCUGAGUACUAUUCUGCAGAAUAGGUAUAAAGUUCCUGAAAAAUAUGCGAAGAAAAUGGUUGAAGUUAUGAAAGAGUUACAACUGCGCAGGCAGGGCAGUAAGGUUUUUGCUGGGAAGCAUGGAUUUAUAACACCGAGAGAUUUAUUUCGAUGGGCGAUUCGUUUCAUGAGAAGUGGUGAAUUCUACGAAGCAUCGGGUGGAACUUCCUUUCUAUCCAAUGAAGUUUUGGCCCAAGAUGGCUAUUUUCUAUUAGCAGAAAGACUUAGAGAUGAGGGCGAGAAGAAGGAAAUUCAAGAUGUCUUGGAGAAGCGGUUUGGUGCCAAGCUUUCCGUAGAUGAUAUAUAUAACCAGAAACAUGGAGGAAGAGAUUUUAAGUCGGAGAGCUGCUCUGCAAAUCCUGGAAAUGUUGUGUGGACAAGAAGUAUGUGGAGGUUAUACUUCCUAAUAAAGAGGUGCUAUGAAAUGCGUGAGCCUGUCCUCCUGAUUGGAGAAACAGGUGGUGGGAAGACAACUGUCUGCCAAUUGCUCAGCACAAUGUUAGGUUCUGAUUUACAAAUUUUGAAUUGCCAUCGGUACACAGAGACUUCCGAUUUUCUUGGGGGAUUCCAUCCGAUACGUGAUCGAUCAAAAGUUGCACUGGAUUUCAGUGAACUUUGUGAAAAGUUGAUGCAAUCAAAGCCCUUAGUCUGCUUUCCCGAGGAUGCUAGAAUCCCUACCGAUAUUCGUCAAGCUUCUUCAACUAUCGAAAAGAUAGAUUUUAUAUUGAAUAGCUACAAGCAGGGUCGUGUUGCACAUCCUGAAGUUUCACUUUCUGACCUUAAUUUGUUGGAACAAUUGAAACAAGUUCUAGCUGAACUGCAAAAGAAAUCGCUGACUAUUUUCAUGUGGGAAGAUGGUCCUCUUGUGCAAGCCAUGAAGCAGGGAGAUUUAUUUCUUGUUGAUGAAAUUUCCCUUGCAGAUGAUAGUGUCCUUGAAAGAUUAAACAGUGUCUUGGAACCAGAAAGGAAAUUGGCACUGGCUGAGAAAGGGGGUUCUGAUCUUGAAGUAGUAACUGCUCAUGAAAACUUUCUACUCCUUGCAACAAUGAAUCCUGGUGGUGAUUACGGUAAAAAGGAGCUGUCUCCAGCCCUCCGAAAUCGUUUCACUGAAAUAUGGGUCCCCCAUGUUGGUGAUUUAGAUGAGCUUAGAGAUAUAGCUUUAUGGAGGAUUCACAAGAAGGAACUAUCAUGCAUUGUUGAGCAUAUGCUGAACUUUUGGAAGUGGUUCAAUGAGUUACAAACAGGAAAGGUUCUGACAGUCAGAGAUUUAUUAUCUUGGGUUGAUUUUAUAAAUUCAACUGAAGGGAGUUUACAACCAGAAGUUGCAUGCUUGCACGGGCUAUUCCUUGUGUUGCUUGAUGGCCUAAGUUUAGGAACAGGGAUAGUGGAAACUGAGGCUGGAGAGUUGAGGGAGAGCUGCUUUUCUUUUCUUUCUGAACAACUAAAGGUUGACAAUUUCAGUUUGCUUGACCCAAGGCUUUACAGUGUAGAAAAUUAUGACUGUGGUGAUCUUGGACAUAAUCCAUCAUGUGAUCACAUGGAAUGUGAUGAUGUUUUUGGAAUCAAUCCUUUUUUCAUCUCCAAAGGCAAUGCGCCACUUGACGCUGAGGGUUUUGAGUUCUCAGCAAAAACUACACGCAAAAAUGCCUUAAGAGUGCUGCGAGCUAUGCAGCUACAGAAGCCUGUUUUAUUGGAAGGAAGCCCUGGUGUUGGAAAAACAAGUUUGAUUAUGGCUCUUGGGAAAUAUUCCCAGCAUACGGUUGUGCGAAUAAACUUAUCAGAACAGACUGAUCUGAUGGAUCUAUUAGGUUCAGACCUGCCUGUUGAGAGUGAUGAUGGGUUACAAUUUGCAUGGUCAGACGGAAUCCUUUUGCAGGCUCUCAAAAAUGGGUAUUGGGUCUUGCUGGAUGAGCUUAAUCUUGCUUCACAGUCAGUCUUAGAGGGUUUGAAUGCGAUCCUUGAUCAUCGAGCUGAAGUUUUCAUCCCAGAAUUAGGUAUUACCUACAAGUGCCCACCAUCCUUCAGAGUGUUUGCAUGCCAAAACCCAUCUUAUCAGGGUGGUGGCCGUAAGGAGCUCCCAAAAUCAUUUCUAAACCGUUUUGCGAAGGUUUAUGUAGACCAGUUAGCUGAGGAGGACUACAAAUUCAUAUCUAGUUCCCUUUUCCCAUCAAUCUCAGAGUCAUUACUUGACAAGAUCAUUCAUUUUAAUAAGAGGUUAUGUGAAGACAUUAUGAUAUAUCGCAAAUUUGGCCAAGGUGGUUCUCCUUGGGAGUUUAACCUUCGGGAUGUGGUUCGUUUGUGUCAGCUCAUACAAGGUGCUCCUCAAAGAUCAAGAAUUGAUUGCUUCGUCAAUACAAUUUACAUCAAGAGAAUGCGUAAAGAGACCGAUCGAAAAGAAAUUCUGAAACUAUUCUUUGAGAUAUUUGGAGUGAAGCCAUCUUUGAAUCCCUAUCCUCGGGUGCAGCUUACUCCUGGCUAUUUGAUUGUUGGAGAUACCCGUAUUGAAAGAAGUCAUGUUCAAUUAUCAAAAGCUCUUAGUAGUGAGCUAAAACUUUUGCCUGGGAUACGCCAUAAUUUGGAGGCUGUUUCUACUUGCGUGCAGCAAGGAUGGUUGUGUGUAUUGGUUGGUUCUCCUUCAUCUGGAAAGACCUCAAUAAUAAGGCUUCUUUCAGAGCUCACAGGAAAUGUUCUAAAUGAACUAAAUCUUUCUUCUGCGACGGACAUAUCUGAAUUACUUGGAUGCUUCGAGUUACAGCAAGAAGACAGCUCUAGAAAGUCUCAUUCAGCAAAAUUUGAAUGGGUUACUGGGGUUUUAGUAAAAGCUGUGGAGAAUGGAGAGUGGAUUAUCUUGGAGAAUGCAAAUCUUUGCAAUCCUACAGUUCUUGAUCGAAUCAAUUCUUUAGUCGAGUCACGUGGAUCAAUCACAAUUAAUGAGUGUGGAACUCUAGACGGGAAGCCUAAGGUUAUCCAUCCACAUCCAAAAUUUCGGAUGUUUCUGACUGUUGAUCCUAGUUAUGGAGAGAUCUCGCGUGCAAUGCGAAACAGAGGAGUUGAGGUUUAUAUCAUGCCUCCUCAUUGGCUACUAAACAAUGCUAGUGAUGAUAAUCAUCAUGUUGAUGAGCUUAAUGAUGUACGUCAGUUUCUUAUCCUCUCGGGUAUUCCUUUCGAUUCGGUGGUAGACUCAAUGGCGAAAUCCCACUUGUACACCAAGAAUGAAGGAUUGUGUCUAAAUGUCAGCAUUACAUAUCUUGAGCUUGGUCGGUGGGUACAAUUAUUAAAGCAACUUCUUGCUGGCGGUGGUCAAUUAGUAUGGAGCCUCCAGAUUAGUUGGGAAUAUACAUAUAUUUCAUCUCUAGGGAAGGCCAGGGGAAAUGAUAUCUUAUCAUAUGUGAUGCAUACUUUUCUGUCUGUACCCAAGUUCUAUGUAGUUUCUGGUUCUCCAUGUCUUCCAGGGGGCUGGCCUUCACCACUACAAAUUAGAGAUUUUGUUCAAUAUUCAAGAGAAGCUUGUAUCAGACAGAACUGUAUGUAUCUGGAGUAUAUUGGUGCGCAGGGUGCAUCUUCUAUGCAUUGUUCACCCCACAUUAAGAGGCAAAUGGGGCCUUACCUAAUGGAUAUGAAGAUGUUGAAGACAUCCUUGUUUCCGAAUUCAGAUCUUUCUCAUCAUGGAUCACAGGAAGACGGUGACUUGGGGCUAAUGAAAAGGAGACUUAUGUUGGCUGCAAACUGGACAAUUGAACAAGCCACCGAACAUGAUCUUCCGCUUUAUCUUCAUUGGUUCAGUUGGUUUGCGCUUCAGUUAACACCAGAUUCUGGAAAUUUCUUUAAUUCUUUUCUCUCUUCCUUACAAGAGGAGUUGAAUCAUCCUAUUUGGAAUUGUAUUUUCCAAUGCCGUGGCAAGCUUCUGUCUCAUCAUAAUGUAGAUCUUGAAUCCUGGCCUAUACCUAUGCUGUCCUUGGAGUUAGUUGAUUUAUCAGACGAUAAAAUAUCACAAUCUACUGACUCUAAUAACAUGCUAGAAUCUCAAAAUGAACUCCUGAACUCAAUAAGAUGCAUUAGCUUGUUAAGGGUUACAUUUCAACAAUGGAAAGCUGAAGAAGAGGGAUGCCAUAUUAAUUUCCAGCCGUGGAAAGUUGACAGUUUGUUUGAAUAUAGUGACAAAGAUCAGUGCCUGAAACGUUUUCUUUUUGCUCUACGAAGACUGGAAGAAAAACUGCUCAAUGGACUAGUCCAAUCACCAGAGUUCAGUUCACUGGUUCAGCUUUAUGCUGGGCUUAUUGAAGAGCAUGUAUCAUUUUGGACAUCUAUUACAUCAGGCCAGAGUGAGAAUUUACAACUGUCAUGGCAUUCUUUGUUGAAAAGUGCUGAAAAAUUGCAAUACCUUUUUCCAGAUGAAGUUGUUGCCUUGUUGAUGGAGAGCAAAAGGCUGAAAGGAGAAACUUCAUGGGGUCACUAUUUGCAGAAGUCUCUACUGUGGGUACAUGGAGGUCAUCCACUUGUAGCUUCUUCGUCUGUUAUGCAUUCAAAUCAAUCCCAGCUUUUGCGACUUUGUGAAUCAGUCUGGCCGAAUGAUGCAAAGAAGAGAAACAGUGCUACAGAUGAGAGCUUUAUUACAGGUGCCGUGUCUUCUAGUCCUGGACUUCGUCGACUGGCUUUGGAAGGUAUCAGUAUGUCAACAUAUGUUAUGACAAACAUUGAGGAAAGUGACCCUGUCGAUCAACUGGAGGAGAUGUACCAGGUGCUUGUUAAAAGACUAGCACAUGAAAAGGACCAGUUGAAAGCUGUUUCAGAUGCCAGCAAGUGCACUACUAUGUCUUUGAAAAAUUUAACUGCGUGUUGCAUAUUGUCACCUAAGAUAUUGUGCAGAAAGUUUGGGUUUGAUGGUUGGCAGGAUACACGUCCCAUAGUUGAGAAGGCAGCCUUUUUGUUUGAUCUGCAACUACUUAAGAAGCUAUCAGAUUUUGUUUUGGUCAAUGGAAAAGAGGGCUCUCCUUCGGAUCCAUCUACUUUAUCUGAUCAGCUGGAAUUUUGCCUGAAGUUUUCACUGGACUUCUCAUCACGACCUCCAAUUACUCUUGCACCGCACCAGAAGAUUUUAUGGACACUUGAUGUUUUAGCAACACCAAAUGAAGAAAAUAUCAAAGUUGCUAGUUUCGUGCUUGAGAUGUGGUUUUGUUGGCAUUCAUUGAUAUGGAGUCUCCAGCCUUCUGAAACUAAGGGCAUAGCCAAUGUUAAUAUUGAGGGCAUGCUGCUACCAGAUGCACUUUUCAAGCCCAUAAGAUUUUCCACUGCCAACAGGAUUUUGCAAAGUGAACCUUCUGUCAAUGAGUACCCAUUGUAUUGUUGGAAGCUUAGACUUGCUUCACAUUAUCUCUGGAGAAGUUUUCUACCAGUGACCGAUGUACAGAACGAUCUCUAUUGUGCUGCUAUCUCUCUCUUCCAACAGAUUAUAUAUGCUCAUCAGAAGUCAUUUUGUGCUGAUGAUUUUAUCUUGAUCAAGUCAAUUCUUUGUUCAUCGCAGAAAGAAUUUAAAACGCAAAAUGAUAUAAAGAAGUUGCUUUCUCUUCUCAAGUCAUCAAGCCACCCUGGAUUUGUUUCAUUGGUGGAACCGUUUCUCAAGCCAACUUUGAAUGAGUUGUAUCUUAAGCGCUCGUCGGGAAUUGCAGACUCAAUUUAUGGGCUAGGAUGUGCCUGGUUGCAUAUAGGGGUAAUUCGUUAUCAUCUCUUGAUAUUGUGUGAUGAUAUGGAUCCUACUGUGAAGUACUCCUCCAAGUACCAGAAGUUGCUUGAAAAUAUUGCUUUGUUGGAACUUGAUAUCAAGGUACGAGAGGAAUGUGUAUUUUUGGCUGGAUCUUUUGCCCGAAGGGAAGCAGAAGAACAAAGAACAAGAUUGGCAAAUCUAAAAGAUGAGUGUAGAAUGUUCCAGAGAAAGGUUGUAUACCGGUCUGAUCCUGGGAAAUUUCUGGAGUUAAAAAAUCUCUGUUCUGAAUUUCUAAAGAUGAUCAUGCCUUCAUUUGACUCGAUCAAGAAUGUCAAAAGCAUUGAUACACAGAUUUUAAUGGAACAAAUGCGCAACUGGCAGGUGACAUCAAGCAACUUCAUCAGCCGCUUAUCAACUGACUAUGCUGCAUACAUUGAUAUAAUUCAACCUGUUCAGAUAGCAGUGUAUGAAAUGAAACUAGGUUUGUCAUUGGUUCUUUCUAGUGCCACUCAGGAAAAAUAUCUUGAGAGGAUUGGCAUGGGAAAUUUGAAUCAGGUUAAGGAGUCCGUAUAUGCAUUUGUGAGAUUUCCUCGAGGCUGUGCAUUGAAAACUCUCUCCUUUGACUUUGACUUGAUCAGUGAGGGAAUGAUUCCUUCCCGUCACAUUGUUUCUCCGAUAAGCGUAAAUGAAUUGGAUGUGAAUUUGCUAGAAAAUAUGGUUGCUUCUAUUGAUGUCCAUUCAGAUAAUAAGGAGUUAAUUCUUCCUUUGAAGGCUGAUAUUUAUCAAAACAUCCUUCUUCGUGCUGCACACUCUAUUGCUGAUGCACAAUUAAUGGAUGAUGAAUCUUUUGCUUUUCUGGAGAACACAUUUGAAAAGUUUGCAAGCCUUUGGGUGGAUAUGAAAGUCCAAAUAAAAGCUAGAGAAACUGAUGAAGCUCGGCAGUACAUAUUUAAGCCUCGUGCAUUUAACAUCGGUAAGAUCAUGGAGAUUGAUAGGUCAAUUAAAGACAGUCCGUUUGGAGACGAAAUGUCUUCAGAAUGGCAGGAUCUGAUUUCUGAAGAGGAACUGGAUGCGGAGAAUGCUCAUGAAGAAAAUGAUACUCUGGAAGACGAAUGGAAAUUUAUCGAGGAGUCUUUACUGAACAACCUUGUCAACACCCACAAUCAGUUAUUUGGGUCAAAGGAUCUUCUGCACGCUGUCGGGAACUUUAAAGUGUCUGAAGCUGAGAGAUUGACAUCCUUCUUGGGCUCUUACAAGUUGGGAGAAAAAAUGAGCACAGAUAUGAAUGGCCUAAUAUACUCCAAUUUGGAUGCUAUACUUGUGCCAGAGCAAAUGCUCCAUCUUUGCUUGGAGCAUGAGCAAAAAUUCAACAUCUCAUGUGGUUUUGAUCGCCCAUAUAACUUUUACAAGGAUGCCAAUGCUCCUGAGUUUUCUAAGAUUGUGGAGCCAGUAACUGCUUUACAACGGUCUAUAAUGACUCUUAUGACUGAAUGGGAUAACCAUUAUGCUCUUCAGACAAUAAAGGAUAUAACUGAGAAAAUAUUGGAAUUUCCUUUGAGCACUCCUCUGCAUAAGGCUUUGUCUGGCCUGCGGUUCCUUUAUAACAAGGUUCGAGGGGUUCAAGAAACAGUGGCGAAGUUUCCCUUGUCAGGCGAACUAGCAUCUAUUAUUCAACUUGCAUCCUCAUGGCAGAAAUUAGAAUAUGAGUAUUGGCCUGCCAUGUUUGAUGAAGUCGAGAAGCAAUUUGAUGUUAAUGCUUCAAAGUUAUGGUUUCCUCUGUACUCGGUGCUUAAGCAGAAGCACAGCAAGGAUCUCAUUGAACAUAAUAAGAUAACUAUCGAGAGUUUGAAAGCGUUCAUGGAAACAUCCAGUGUUGGUGAAUUCAGAAGACGCAUUCAACUUCUUUUUGCUUUACAUGGAUAUAUCAAAGCUGGAAUUUGCAGAGGGCUCUUCUCAAGCUCAUAUUAUGAGGAAAAUUUGAAGAUCAUGUACAAUAUGUUUGGGUUCUAUGUGCAACAUUUGCCUGUAGUGUUGGAGCAUAUAGAUCUCAACAAAAAAACUAUUCAAUCUGAACUGAAAAAAGUUCUAAAAUUAUGUAAAUGGGAUCAUCCAGAGAGGAGUAUGUCCGUUGAUGACUCAAAAAGGACCAAACAGAAACUUAGAAAGCUCAUACUAAAAUAUACUGAUGUACUCCAGAAGCCCAUAAUGCUUGUGAUCAAUCAAGAAGCACUAAAAAGGGGAAUGACUGUGCAAACUUCACCCAAGUAUCCGAUUCCGGACUUGUCAAUAAGAGCUGAAGAAAGGUUUUCUUGGUUCUUGGAAUGGAAAACAAAAGUAACUGAGAAUUUGCAAUACUUGCGGUCUGGAAGAAGUCCCGAUUUUGAAUUUUUAAAUACUUGUUUAAAAGACGGUUCUUUGAGUGAAUGUUUCACUUCAAACUCUACCUGCAUAACACUCAAAGAGGAGAAUCUGGGAAUCUGGACUACAAUUGACAGCAUCUUGCAAACUGCAGUGUCUUGCAAUGAUCUAUGGAUUGGUGAAGGAAAGAGUUUAGGCAAGAGAAGGGCUUUAUCUGAAUUUUUGAAAUUACUGGACUCUUGUGGUUUGUUCAAGCAUCGGUCCUCUCUCAUUAAGGAUCAGGAAUUGGAUCAGUCAAGUUGGUGGCUAUUUCAGUCUUCUUAUGAUAUAAGUCAUUUGCUACCAACACAAGAUGGUCUGCCUUCCGAAGAGGAUAUUUCUGCUGUUCUUAGUCAAGCUCUGAGUCUUCCUUCUGAAAAUGUUGCUGGCUUAUGGGAAGCAACAAACAAGUACUAUUUCAGGAGCAUUAGUUCUGUGAAUAACCUGUUGUCGGUUUCCCUGAAUUUGCACAAGGACUUCACUAAUGAACAGGUUCUCCGGUCAUGUUCUUUCCUCAAUCACCUUGUUGUAAUACAACAAGAGAAUCGUGCCGCUGCCUAUGGUUUUGCUGAAAAACUGGGACAUUUGAAGAAAUGGGUUUUGCAUUUUGAAAACCUAUAUUCCGGUUCCCAAAGUGACGGGAACUGCCCUUUUGCUGAGAAACAACAUUUAACUUUUCAAUGCAUGUGGCAGCAAAAACAAGUAUUCGAUAGCUUGUGUUCCAUGACGAGUGAGGAGUGUCUACUACUAAAAAUGGUAGAAAACAACCAUUUGGCUACCUGCGAGUCUGUCAAAGUCGCAGCACACAGUACUCGAUUGUUCAUUGAAGAAUAUCUACCAGUUUUUCAAAGAUCUAAGGAUUUACUUGAUACUUACCUCCUUGGCCAUAACCGAAUGCUUCCAUCAUCAUCGGCUUCACUCCAUCCCUAUGGAGUUUCAAAACAAAUGGAACUGUUGGUUCUACAGAAUUUCAGGGUGGUAGAAAUGUUUGAGAAACAAGUUUAUGAGAUAGACGAUCAUCAAGCAUCGUUUAAGAAUGCUUUACUACUUUGCUACCAAGACAUAUUCGACAAGGUCAAUUUGAUAUCAUCAGAGUACUAUAGUAAUACAAAGAUAACAAUUUUACUAGACGGAGAGAAAAGCAUUGCUUCAUCUGACGAACUUGAAGCAGCAUAUGAUGAAGCUCUCAAGGAAACUUAUAAUCAUAUGAUAGAUGUAUUCAACUGCAUAGAGUCAUGGAGUACUGAUCAAACCGCUAUUGACUCCCAUGGAAAUAUUACUUUAUGGAAAGAUUUAUUCGAAUCCCGAUUAACAAACCUGAACUUGGAUUCCUUAAACAAAACGAUAACGAAGUUGGUUUGCCAUGCUGGGAAAUUGGUAAACCAUUGCGCUGAAGGGAGCCGCUUCCAUAGUAUUGUUGGAGUACAUCUGAAACAUGUGUUCUUGCUUUUGGAGUCGUUAGUGAACUUGGGCGUCGGUCUUUUGGAUAACUUUCAAGAUAUUCAAAGGACGGUUUCCUUAAUGACAUGUUUACUGGCUAAUAUAUUUGCUUCACUAUAUACUAAAGGGUUUGGGCAACCAUCUGAAGAUGAGACGACAGAAGCAGGUGAUGGGAAUUCACAGGAGGCUAAAGGCACUGGUAUGGGAGAUGGAGCAGGAAAAAACGAUGUUAGUGAUCAGAUAACUGACGAGGAUCAACUUCUUGGGGCAUCAGACCAGCCAGACGCAAAAGAAGAUGGUUCUAAUCAAGUUCCAAAUGAUAAGCCUAAAGGAAUUGAAAUGGAACAGGAUUUUGAGGCCGAUACUUUCAGUAUGAAUGAGGAAUCUGGGGAUGAGAACGAUGAAGAUGAUGAAAAUAAUGAGGAAGAGCAACUGGAUUCAGUGAUGGACAAAACAGGUUCAGACAAUGAGACAGUUGCUGAGAAAUUAUGGGAUAAAGAUGAGGAUAUUGAAGAAAAACCAGAAAGUAAAAAGGAGAAGUAUGAAACGGGACCUUCAGUCAAAGACACAGAUUCCAGCAAUCGAGAGCUUCGAGCAAAGGACGAAAACGAUACUAGCCAUGAAGACAACAUGGAUGCAGACGAUUCAAAUCCUGACAAAACGAAUGAUGGUGUUGACGAUGAUGAUGAUGAUAAUGAAAAUGAAGAUCGUCUUGAUGGUGACGAGACACCAGAUGAUAUGAACAUUGAUAAACAGGAUGCUUUUACAGAUUCUUCAGGUUUGAAAAUUGACGAGAAUGAUCAAGUUCAAGAAGAAGAUAAGAUGAUAGAUGAAGAGGAGAAAACAGAACCAAUGGAAGAUGCCAAUUUGGAUGAAAACGACGAGCCAGGUGAGAAUAUAGUAGACGAGGAUGAUAAAGCCGUUAGUGCUGAUGAAUACGAAGAAGGCGGAGAAAAUGAAAAAGGGAAUAAGAAUCUCGAUACAGAUGAACCAGUUGAGAAUAAUCCAGAAGAAGAGAGUACAGAAAUGGACUUGGUUGACGAGAAACCAUACCAACCCAGUUUCAGAAACCCUAGCACUAACAUGACAAGUGCCGAAUCUCAACCUCAACCUAUGAACGACUCAUGCGAAGCCGGUGCUACUGAUUCCAUAGCAGAGACAAAAUGGUCUUCCGGAAGUGAAACUCAGAACGAUUUCGCCCCUACGAAAGGACCAAACGCAUCUGACAUUGAAAAAACGACAACCGAUCCGUCUGACACUGGAAAAACGAACGAUCAACCUCAAAAUCAGCCAUCUCAAGAUUUACCGUCACAAAAAAUGCAAUCAAAUCCUUGUCGUAGCAUUGGAGAUGCGCUAAAGGACUGGAAAGAGAGAGUCAGAGUGAGUGUUGAUGUUCAGGAAAAUCAAUUAGAGGAUCAGUCGAAUAUUAUGGAAGAAGAUAAUGUAAAUGAGUAUGGAUAUACUCAAGAGUUCGAUAAUGGAACAGAUCAGGCUCUUGGACCUGCAACUACCGAACAAAUGAACAAUGAAAUAAGCGGCGAGAGGCCCGAUGGAGACAGUAAAACCGGAGCUGAAAGAGACGACGAAAUUGCACCCGUUCAAGCUGACAAGAACGAAAACAAGCCCCAGCCUCCUAAGAACUCUGCAUCGAGUCUUUUGAGCAAGAUGAACGAAUUGCAGAAGAACCCAGAAGGAACAAGUGACGUGGCGCCUGAUUCUGACGCGUCUGACGGGAAUAGAAUCGAUGGGAGUCGAUCUGAGAGUUUGGUAUCGAUGAAGAAAUCCUUUCUGAACGACGACAUUCGUCAAUUUACUGAUCUUUCGCUCGAUGAUGAUGAUCGUGAUCUGGGGAAGGCUAAUGAGGAGCAAAUGAAUAUUGGAAUGAUAAACAGUGAGGCUGUUGCUCUUUGGAAGAAAUACGAGAUGAGGACAUCAAGAUCGUCUCAGGAGUUGGUUGAACAGUUACGGAUGGUGAUGGAACCGACUCGAGCUAGCAAGCUUCAGGGCGAUUACAAAACUGGGAAAAGGAUUAACAUGAAGAAGGUUAUACCUUAUAUAGCGAGUCACUAUAGAAAAGAUAAAAUAUGGCUGAGGCGAACACGACCCGAUAAACGAAACUACCAAGUGGUGAUUGCUAUGGAUGAUUCUCGAAGCAUGUCUGAGUCGCAUUGUGGAGAUGUUGCUAUUGAGGCUCUUGUGACAGUUUGUCGAGCCAUGUCUCAACUAGAAGUGGGUGAUCUUUCGGUUGCAAGUUUUGGGAAGGAGGGGAAUAUUCAAUUACUUCAUGAGUUUGAUAAGCCAUUCACCCAAGAUGCUGGUGUCAAGGUCAUCUCAAGCCUGACAUUUAAUCAAGAAAAUACAAUAGCUGAUGAGCCAAUGGUAGAUCUCUUGAGGUAUUUGAACAACAUGCUUGAUUCUGCUGUGGUUAGUGCAAGGCUUCCAUCUGGUCAAAACCCCUUGCAGCAGCUUGUUCUGAUCAUCGCCGAUGGUCGCUUCCACGAGAAGGAGAAAUUGAAGCGUUAUGUGAGGGAUGCCAUAAGUAGAAAGCGAAUGGUGGCAUUCUUGCUAGUUGACAGCCCCGAAGAAUCCAUUAUGGAUCUCGAGGAUGCAUCAUUUGUAAAUGGGAAUGUGGAGUUCUCCAAGUAUCUUGAUUCUUUCCCGUUUCCUUACUAUAUCGUGUUGAAGAACAUCGAAGCAUUACCCAGGACUCUGAGUGACUUACUAAGACAAUGGUUCGAGUUAAUGCAGUACUCGAGAGAGUAGUUAUAUAGAAAAGAGGCGUAAAAAGGAACCAAACCAGGUCUUCCAUGACAAUUUUGUUAGGUGGCGAGAGUGAUUAUAUAUAGAAGAUUCCUUCAUUGUUUCUUUCUUCUCCCUUUGAAUGGGAUUUGUUAUAGGAGAGGAGAGCAUUAAAUUUUGACCAAACUGAAUUUUUGAUGAUUUUGAGUUUUCAAUGGGAAACCUUAACUUUUUACGCCAAA